Messenger RNA from Anguilla rostrata (American eel), 7097 nucleotides. Its product is annotated as protein NLRC3-like. Gene Ontology annotation, biological process: intracellular signal transduction. NCBI's taxonomy places the organism in Eukaryota, Metazoa, Chordata, Actinopteri, Anguilliformes, Anguillidae. Gene Ontology annotation, molecular function: protein binding. The coding region runs from base 541 to 6108 and encodes 1855 amino acids. The record is from RefSeq and is a predicted model, not a curated record. The transcript has 24 exons.
GUGAUGGAGAGUGAGAUGGUUUAUUUAUUUAUUUUUAUUUGCUGUUUAUCUUCAAAUGUGUUUUUAAAUAGGAAAUGUUCUUGGAGGUCCACGGACAUGACAUUUCAAAAGGCUUAUUUGUGCGUGUAGCCAACAAAUGGCAUCAUUGUAUUGGUGUAAUUUAAGUCCCAACAUAAAUAUAAUUCUCAGGAUGUUGAAUAGGUUUAGUAUAUGUAUGCGUUCAAAUUUAGCAAAGACCUACAUGGAUGAAAUGUUUCUCUUCCGAAUUACUAAUUAAAUACGAUAACUGAUGCAACUAAUAAAACGAAAGAAAUGAAUGCGGUCCAGAAGAGAAACUGAAAGUUAACUCAAGACAGCCAUUUUAAAGAUGCAGCAGAAAGAAGACCGUGAAAAGAAGAAAAUUAAAUUGAAUAAACCAACGGAGUGAACAGCCUGUUGUGGAGUGGAAUUGUGGUUGGUGGAUUUGACUUAAAACCCACUUGUGGGUGAAUCUGAUCUGAAGUGUCCCGGUGUCCUGAGAUAGGCAGCGCAGUUUCUAAAAUGAGUUCCUCAGAGAAGAAAGAGACUGACGAUGAAACCCACAGCCCUGCCAGAAAGAGCGUCACACACAUGUGGGGUGCACCUGAGGAGCGGCUGCUGUCAGAGCAGGAAGUGCAUCAGUCACUGCAGGCCCAGCUGAUGGCAGUGGAUGCACAGCAACGGCUGAGCCUCGUCCGGGUAGAGAGGGCAGGGUCACCUGUACCCAGCUGUCUGUCUAUGAAGAGUGAUUAUUCAAUGGGUCCUCCACUCAACUUCAGAGGCCAGUCCACAGGUCGUAAAAGGGUCCGGGUAGAGAGGACUGGGUCACCUGUUCCCAGCUGUCUGUCUAUGAAGAGUGAUUAUUCAAUGGGUCCUCCACUCAACUUCAGAGGGGAAUUCACUGAUGAUCAAAGCGUCACACACAGAUGGGGUGCACCUGAGGAGCGGCUGCUGUCAGAGCAGGAAGUGCAUCAGUCACUGCAGGCCCAGCUGAUGGGAGAAGAUGCACAGAAAGGGCUGAGCCUGGUCCAGGUAGAGAGGACUGGGUCACCUUUUCCCAGCUGUCUGUCUAUGAAGAGUGAUUAUUCAAUGGGUCCUCCACUCAACUUCAGAGGGGAAUUCACUGCUGAUCAAAGCGUCACACACAGAUGGGGUGCACCUGAGGAGCGGCUGCUGUCAGAGCAGGAAGUGCAUCAGUCACUGCAGGCCCAGCUGAUGGGAGAAGAUGCACAGAAAGGGCUGAGCCUGGUCCAGGUAGAGAGGACUGGGUCACCUUUUCCCAGCUGUCUGUCUAUGAAGAGUGAUUAUUCAAUGGGUCCUCCACUCAACUUCAGAGGGGAAUUCACUGCUGAUCAAAGGGUCCAGGUAGAGAGGACUGGGUCACCUUUUCCCAGCUGUCUGUCUAUGAAGAGUAAUUAUUCAAUGGGUCCUCCACUCAACUUCAGAGGGGAAUUCACUGCUGAUCAAAGGUUCCACUACUCAUUGGAGUCCAACCGUUUCAAAGAGAAGAGUUCAGAGGAACGAUCUUUCUUAAAUCAGUCUCUCCUGCACACUCUGAUGAGGCUGAAGAAGAUUGGAAAGUUGAAAGAUUUUCAGAGCCAUCUGAGUCAAGAUUGCCCAGAAUGCUUUAAUUGUCUUCCUGAAGAUCCCUUUGUACUGGAUAAGUUUAUGAAGAUAAAGGAAUUGUUCAAGAGUCAUCAAAUUGCUGAUUACCCAGAAUGCACUGAGAGAGAACAGGAGGAUCCUGAGCCCCUGUACAUAGUUGAGAAGAUGCUGGAGACCUGUGGCAGUGAGAGGUCUCUGAAGAUCACACUCCACAUCUUGAGGAACAUGAAGCAGAACAAUUUCUCUGACUCACUGGAGAGAAAUAAGCAGCACAAUGAAUCCAUAAAAAGAGCCCAGCAGGCACUGAAAACUGCUCUGAAGAAGAGGUUUGAAUGCGUAUUUGAAGCUUUAGCAAAGCAGAACCACCGAACCCUCCUCAAUGAGAUCUAUACAGAGCUCUACAUCACAGAGGGGGGAAGUGGAGGAGUCAAUAAUGAACACGAGGUCAGACAGAUUGAGACAGCAUCCAAGAGACAAACCACAGAGGAGACUGCAAUCCUCUGUAAUGACAUCUUUAAGCCUUUACCUGGACAAGAGAAACCCAUCAGAACUGUGCUUACAAAGGGCAUCGCUGGCAUUGGGAAAACCGUCUCUGUGCAGAAGUUCAUUCUGGACUGGGCAGAAGGAGAAGCCAAUCAGGACAUUGAUUUCAUCUUCACUCUUCCUUUCCGAGAUCUGAAUCUGAAAAAGGAGAGAGAAUUCAGUCUGAUGCAACUUCUGCACCACUACUUUCCACAACUGAAAGAGAUCAAAAGUGUUGAAGGCGAUGGAGUCAAAGUUGUGUUUAUCUUUGAUGGUCUGGAUGAGUGUCGACUUCCUCUGGAUUUCCAAAGCAAUAAGCUCUGCUGUGAUAUAACAGAGUCAUCAUCAGUGGAUGCGCUGCUGACCAACCUCAUUAAGGGGAAUCUGCUUCCCUCUGCUCUCCUCUGGAUCACCUCCCGACCAGCAGCAGCUAAACAGAUCCCUCCUGAGUGCGUCCAACAGGUGACAGAGGUACGAGGGUUCAAUGACCCACAGAAGGAGGAAUACUUCAGGAAGAAAAUCAGAGACCAGAACCAGGCCAGCAGAAUUAUCUCACACAUAAAGUCGUCCAGGAGUCUCUACAUCAUGUGUCACAUACCAGUCUUCUGUUGGAUUUCUGCUACUGUUCUGGAGACAAUGUUGGGUGAAACAGAGAGUGGAGUUCUGCCUAAAACACUGACUGAAAUGUACACACACUUCCUGCUCAUUCAGACUAAUGUGAAGAAUCAGAAGUAUCAUGGUGCCAAUGAGAUGAACCCAAAGAAAGUGUCAGAGUCAGAUACAGAAAUCAUCCUGAAACUGGGGCGGCUGGCUUUUCUACAGCUGGAAAAGGGCAAUCUGAUAUUCUAUGAACAGGACCUGAGAGAGAGUGGCAUUGAUAUCAGUGAAGCUUCAGUGUACUCUGGGGUGUGCACAGAGAUCUUCAAAGAGGAGUGUGGGUUGGAUCAGGAGAAGGUCUACUGCUUUGUGCAUCUGAGCAUUCAGGAGUAUCUGGCUGCCUUGUAUGUCUUUCAUUCAUGUGUAAAUGAGAACAGAAAUGUACUCGGUGCAGAAGAGUCAGAACCUCACAGUGACAGAGUGCAGCUGUCUGAGUUACACAGGAGUGCAGUGGAUCAGGCCUUAGAGAGUAAGAAUGGACACCUGGACCUUUUCCUCCGAUUCCUUCUCGGCCUCUCUCUGGACUCCAUUCAGAAUCUCUUAGGAGGAAUACUGACACAGACAGGAAGCAGAUCACCUGUACCAGACCCACAGCCAGGAAGCAGACAACCUGUACCAGACCAACAGACAGGAAGCAGAUCACCUGUACCAGACCCACAGACAGGAAGCAGACAACCUGUACCAGACCCACAGACAGGAAGCAGACAACCUGUACCAGACCCACAGACAGGAAGCAGAUCACCUGUACCAGACCCACAGACACAGACAGAAAGCAGGUCAAAGAGCAUUGAGACAACUGUCCAGUACAUUAAAAUGAUGAUCAAACAGGAAUCUUCAGCAGACAGGACCAUCAAUCUGUUCCACUGUCUCAAUGAACUGAAUGACAACUCUCUAGUGCAGGAAAUCCAGAAUUCACUGAGUUCAGGAAAACUCUCUCAUAAGAAGCUGGAACCAGACCAAUGCUCAGCUCUGGCCUUUGUGUUACUGAUGUCAGAGGAGGUCCUGGAUGAGUUUGACCUGAACAUCUACAAUACAUCAGCAGCAGGUUAUCUGAGACUGGUACCAGUAGUCAGGAACUGCAGGAAGGCCAUAUUGAACAGCUGUGACCUCACAGAGAAGUCCUGUGAUAUUGUGGCCUCAGCUCUCCAGUCAUCAAACUCACCCCUGAGAGAUCUGGACCUCAGCAACAACUACCUGGGAGAUUCAGGAGUGGAGCUGCUCUGUGCUGGACUGAUGAGUCCAAACUGUAAACUACAGAGACUGGGACUGAACAGCUGUGAGCUCACAGAGAAGUCAUGUGAAUUUGUGGCCUCAGCUCUCCAGUCAUCAAACUCACCUCUGAGAGAUCUGGACCUCAGCUGCAACUACCUGGGAGAUUCAGGAGUGAAGCUGCUCUGUGCUGGACUGAGGAGUCCAAAGUGUGAACUGCAGAGACUGGACCUCAGCUACAAUAACCUGGGAGAUUCAGGAGUGGAGCUGCUCUGUGCUGCACUGAUGAGUCCAAACUGUAAAAUCGGGAGACUGGGACUGAACAGCUGUGACCUCACAGAGAAGUCCUGUACAAUUGUGGCCUCAGCUCUCCAGUCAUCAAACUCACCCCUGAGAGAUCUGGACCUCAGCAACAAUAACCUGGGAGAUUCAGAAGUGAAGUUGCUCUGUGCUGGACUGAGGAGUCCAAACUGUAAACUACAGAGACUGGGGCUGGGUUGGUGUAAUCUCACAGAGGGCUGCUGCGAUGUUUUGGCCUCAGUCCUGCGUUCCCCUCACUCAGAGCUGAGAGAUCUGGAGCUCAGAGACAACGAGCUACAGGAUUCAGGAGUGAGAGCGCUCUCUGCUGGCGUGGAGGACCCACACUGUAAACUGCAGAGACUGGGUCUGAGUGGCUGUGAGCUCACAGAGGAGGCCCUUGAAAUUGUGGCCUCAGCUCUCCAGUCAUCAAACUCACCCCUGAGAGAUCUGGACCUCAGCAACAACUACCUGGGAUAUUCAGGAGUGGAGCUGCUCUGUGCUGCACUGAUGAGUCCAAAGUGUAAACUACAGAGUCUGGGACUGAACAGCUGUGAGCUCACAGAGAAGUCAUGUGAAUUUGUGGCCUCUGCUCUCCAGUCAUCAAACUCACCCCUGACAGAUCUGGACCUCAGCAACAGUAACCUGGGAGAUUCAGGAGUGGAGCUGCUCUGUGCUGGACUGAUGAGUCCAGACUGUAAACUACAGAGACUGGACCUCAGCUGCAAUAACCUGGGAGAUGCAGGAGUGAAGCUGCUCUGUGCUGGACUGAUGAGUCCAAACUGUAAAAUCGGGCGACUGGGGCUGGGUUGGUGUAAUCUCACAGAGGGCUGCUGCGAUGUUUUGGCCUUAGUCCUGCGUUGCCCUCACUCAGAGCUGAGAGAUCUGGAGCUCAGAGACAACGAGCUGCAGGAUUCAGGAGUGAGAGCGCUCUCUGCUGGACUGGAGGACCCACACUGUAAACUGCAGAGACUGGGGCUGUCAGGCUGUAGAGUCACACAGAGAGGGUGUGAUUCUCUGGCUUCAGCUCUGAGUUCAAACCCCUCACACCUGAGAGAGCUGGACCUGAGAUACAAUCACCCAGGAGACUCAGGAGUGAGAGCGCUGUCUGCUGCUAAACUGGACUCACUCACACUGCUUGUGGACCAUGGGGGAGAGAAGAGGACCAAACCAGGACCCAGGAAAUAUGGCUGUCAGCUCACACUGGAUCCAAACACAGCGCACAGAAACCUGUAUCUGUCUGAGGGGAACAGGAAGGUGACACACACAUGGAUAGAGGAACCAUAUCCUGCUCAUCCAGAGAGAUUUGAGCACCGGCCCCAGGUUGUGUGCAGAGAGAGUGUGUGUGAAUCCUGUUACUGGGAGGCUGAGUGGAGUGUGUCUGAGAGAGGAUGGGUUUGUAUAGCAGUGACAUAUGAAGGAAUCAGCAGGAAAGGAGGGGAAUCUCACUGUGCGUUUGGAUGGAAUAAAAACUCCUGGAGCCUGGAGUGUGAUAAACACAGUUACUCUGUCAGGCACAAUGAGAAACAAACAGACCUACCUGCUCCCCCCUCUCCCUAUCGCAGAGCAGGAGUGUGUGAUGAUGAUGAUGAUGGUGGUGAUGGUGAAGGAGUGUGUGUGUACAGGGUAGGAGUGUGUGUGGACCGUUCGGCCAGCACUUUGUCCUUCUACAGCGUCUCUGACUCUGACACACUGACCCUCCUGCACAGAUUCUGCACACACUUCACUCAACACACACCCCUCUGUGCUGGAUUUUAUGUGUAUGACUCGUCGUCAGUGUCCCUCUGGCAACUGGAGUAGAGACACGCACACUUGCUCUCACACUUACACAUGCACACACACUCAUACACACACUUGUCACACACAUAUGCACACAUGGACAUGCAUACACACACGCACACACACACACACACACUUACGCUGGAAACAUACUUGAAUAAUCUCACACUACAUGCACAUGAAGUGGCUGUGUCCCAGGCGAUAUUGUUCACGUGCCCGCCUGCUUCCUUUCUGUCUGACUGGAGGUUUUAAAGGUAUAUCCACUAGGGGGCAGAUCAUGGCUUCCCUUCAAAUGAUAACACCAUCCUUCCUGGCUUCCUGCCAUCAGUCACGUCACUAGGCGUAAAAUGAAUACUGCCCCCGUGGUUUACGCGGGUAUUGCACCUUGCAGACACGUAGCAUUCAUUUUUGAGGACGUGCACAAAGGACGCUCUGAAUGACCGCAGGAUACGCAUGACAGCCAUUUUGUGUACGCGGCCACGUCAUUUAAAUCAAGUGUGUUUCCAGCCUUACUCUCGCACACGCACGCCCUCUCAUACACACACGCACGCCCAUACACCCUCAUGCACGCACACACACGCAUAUGCAACCACACACACACAUACAGACAUGCAUACGCACGUGCACACACACACACACACUCUCUCUCUCACAUGCUGGCACACACAGGCAUAUGCAACCACACACACACACACACAUAUGCAUAUGCACACAGACACACACACACACACACAUAUGCAUAUGCACACACACAUUCUUAUUCUUGCACACACGCACUUAUCUCACACAAACAUGCACAGACUGGCACACACUCACACACAUACACAACUACACACAUGUAUACAUACACACAUGCAUAUUCCCCCACACGCAAACACACACACACACAGUCACACCCACACACUCAUAUGCACUCGCACAUACACACACACAUAUACACUCUGUUCCCCACCUGCACACACAUACCUACGCACUCACACACACACACACACACACCUGCUCACACAUAC